GCGCUUUAUUUGUAUACUGCAUGCAACAGCAGCAGCAGUGCAGUGGAUGAUUUCCCGAGAUUUUCAAGCAUUGCUAGUUGUCUAGGAGGCAACAUUAUAAGUCAACAGUUUUGUUCUUAAACCCCACAAAACAAGUACAAGUACAGACACAGCUGAAAGCUAGUAAAGACCCUUGGUGUUGGUACGACUGUAUGGAACUGUAGUCUAUACAUGCAAGUUGUGCAUAGCGAAUGACUACCAGUAAGAUGGCCAGCCUUUCCCGUUUACGCACACGGAAUUCACUCAUCAUUGCUGGACUGGUGGGCUUCAUUGGUCUUGCUCUGUAUCCGAUAGUCGUCUCUCCAAUGGUUAACCCCAAGAAAUGGCAGAAAGUCCAGAAAGAAACGAGGAAGGGUAUAGAUCAGGCCGGUAUCCAACCAGGCGGUAUGAGGGUCUGGAGUGAUCCUUUUGCACCAAGAUCGGAUAAACCAACAGACAGCAAGGCCACUUAAUAAUUGCAAUGUGAUUGUAGAGCUGUACAUUUGUAAAUUAUCAGGAUUUUUAAAAAGCCGUAAAGUUGUAGUCUAGGAUGCAUUUUGUCUGCUUUUCAAUCCAGACGAAAGGAACUCCCAAUUUUCCAUUUAUUGUUAUGCAAUGUACAUGUAUGUAUGUACCUUUGCAAAUAUUAUUCAUGGGCUAUGGGUGCCCCAAAAUAGUGUAGACUUGGUGCAUGUACUUGUACAUAUCAUUUUAAUGAGACAGAUGAUCCAUGAUGUCAUGCUAUGUCAACGAGAUGACCUUUGUUUCUAUAAAACAUAUUUAAAGGCAUUGAAUAUAUUACACCUGAAAACAACAAUUUCAGGGUCAGUUAAUAGAUAGUCAGUAAUCUGCAAAUGAAAUGUGAGAUAUUUCUUUCAUCAACUUCAAUCUCAUCCAUUCGACAUGCUGAUGUAGUUCCUUGUGUUAAUGUUUGUUGAAAAGGAACAUUCACUUUGGGUCAUGUGAUAAGGAUUCUAUGUGCCUUAAAAUCACUGUUUUCUUUAAGAAAUAAACGUGAGUACCAAGUAAUAUCAGUGUUUAUCUACAACCCACUUAUUCUCAGCUCACAUAACCAAUCAUUGCAUUGUCCGAUUUAAACCUUGUUGACUUGAGAUAUCUCAUCAAGUAUAAGAAUGAAGGCCAGUUUAUAAUUUGUCAAAAGCAAACAAAGCAAAAUUGUGUCAGAAUUCUGCAUAAUGCAGUUGGUAAAAGGGUCAUACUACAUCAUUGGAAAAUAAUAAAACUGUUGAUUUAACUUUGGACAA
This is a messenger RNA of Patiria miniata (bat star), 1283 nucleotides long. RefSeq names its product small integral membrane protein 20-like. Gene Ontology annotation, cellular component: mitochondrial inner membrane. Gene Ontology annotation, biological process: mitochondrial respiratory chain complex IV assembly. The coding region runs from base 231 to 491 and encodes 86 amino acids. The record is from RefSeq and is a predicted model, not a curated record. The transcript is spliced from 4 exons. NCBI's taxonomy places the organism in Eukaryota, Metazoa, Echinodermata, Asteroidea, Valvatida, Asterinidae.